AGAGCUUGGACAGAGACAUAUUUGAUGCUGACCCGAUGAGGGAGCUGAGUGGUUGGAGGCCUUUGGUCUGCACUGAACUCCAGGGCCAGAAGGUGGUGCUCAAGAUGGCUGUCAUUUUAAGGAAUCAGAUUGUCUUGGACCCAUGUUCACUUCAUUUGUUUGUUGUAAGGCUACUCUGUGGAUGAGGGGUCAAAGGAAAUUGGGAAGGUGAUGAGAGGCGUACUUGUGGGACUAAAGAGUCUGCAUCACUCAUGCCUCCCUGAACCCCAAUAAUGUGUUUGUCCUUACCCGAGAGCGUGGCACUGUAGGGGAUUAUAACUUUACAAAGACACCAGAGCAGAGAGCUGCGGACAGUGACAUCAUGGCUGGCUCCAUCAGUUUGGUGGCCCGAGAGUUAAGGUGGGGUCAGCUGCCCUCCCCAGCCAGUGACAUGUACGCUUUUGGAGGCCUCAUUCUCUGGCUUUAUCCUCCAGACUUCAUUGGAGCUGAGGAGAAUGAGCAACAAGCCCCAGAGUUUACAGGAUUGCAGCUGUAUAAAAACUCUCGGAAUGAGCUCCAUCUGCCAGAACUGCUGAGGCUGCGCUGCGAAACUCUGCAUCAAUCUCAGUCAUCACUGAAAGAUAUGCAGACUCAUGUGGUGAUGUCUCUUGGGAUUGCACUGCUGAUGUUAACUGCUGGCAGUGCAUAUCCAAUGAAACCAGUCAGUCCUGGGGAGAAUGUACCUGCUGAAGAGCUGGCUAAAUAUUAUUCUGCCCUGCGACACUACAUCAACCUCAUCACACGGCAAAGGUAUGGGAAAAGAUCUGCCCCCCCUGCUCUGUUCUCUGAUCUUCUACUGACUGAGAGCACUGAGAGUAUCCCACGGCUGUGGUAUGGAGAACCUACUGAUGAAAGCAGAAUCAGACAUGAUGAUUUUAAGAUGUGGUGAUCUAAGUGCUUGUCAUUCAUCAAACAAGAAAUCCACCACUACAAAGACUGAAGAACCAACAAGAAGACUGCACAAAACAGCCUUGUGUCCUUGAGCCUAGAAUGGACACUAUAUGUUCAACAUUAAUUUUAGUGAUUAAUCAAUUGUAUAGCCAAUUAAGAGUUGUAUACACAAUUAAUUAAAUGCUGAAUAAUAUUUUGGUCACGCAUUUGACUCCUCUUAGAAAUCAGUUAAAUGGCCUCAACAUUCUACAUUAAACUUUGUCCUUUAUCUGAAAGGAUGUCUAAAGGGGUAUUCAUCAUAGUGCUGUAUAAUGUGUGUAAGAAAUGUUCGAUAAGCAGAUGUCUGCAAACGUUUAGACAUAACAUAUAGAGUCAGUUUCCUGGACCUGAGAUAAGCCUAGUCCUACAUUAUAUUUUCAGGGCUUUAAAUUUCCUUACAAUGGGGAAUCUUUAUUUACAAUGCUGGACCAAGCUUAAUCCCUUUCGGGGAAACAGGCCCAUAGACUAUAUCAAGCUAACUCGUCAUUUCAGCAAGACCAUGAAUUAGGGCUGAGAGUUGGUCUCAAAAAGAAUCGAUUCAUCGAU
Molecule: messenger RNA, 1515 nt
Organism: Pygocentrus nattereri (red-bellied piranha)
Lineage: Eukaryota; Metazoa; Chordata; Actinopteri; Characiformes; Serrasalmidae
Product: pro-neuropeptide Y
Exons: 9
Coding region: 362-928 (188 amino acids)
Biological process (GO): neuropeptide signaling pathway; feeding behavior
Cellular component (GO): extracellular region
Molecular function (GO): neuropeptide Y receptor binding; neuropeptide hormone activity
Source: RefSeq, a predicted model, not a curated record